Molecule: messenger RNA, 1695 nt
Organism: Prunus avium (sweet cherry)
Lineage: Eukaryota; Viridiplantae; Streptophyta; Magnoliopsida; Rosales; Rosaceae
Gene: HEMC
Product: hydroxymethylbilane synthase
Biological process (GO): heme biosynthetic process
Cellular component (GO): cytoplasm
Molecular function (GO): hydroxymethylbilane synthase activity
Source: RefSeq, a predicted model, not a curated record
AUCCAAAAAUGAAAAAGAAACGUGGCAAGCAUUAUUUUAUUAGCAAUAGGCCAAAACCAUGUGAAGUUGAUAAGAAACCGGACUAUCCAGCCAUACCCUGCCUGCAGUGCAAUCCCAAAUUCCCUCUAUUAUCCAAAUCCUAUCCAACAUCAACAACCAACCUCAGACAAAAUCUCAUCAAAGUUUCAAACUUGAAACCCGAACCAAUCCCCAUCUCUUUCGCCCCUUACUCUCUCUCCCUCUCUCUGAAAGAUUUGGUGGCUAUGGAGGUCCUUUGUUCUUCUUCUCUUUUGACUAAACAGGCUCUUCCUUUAUCUUCAAUCAACUUCACAGGAGCUGGCUCAGUCUCAGUCCCUGGCUUCUCUUUGCCUUCCCUCAAGACUCGAGCUUUUCCCGACUGUAUCAGAAAACACAGUGCAGUUGGGAUCCCAAGGGCCUCUGUUGCUGUUGAGCAGCAGACCCAGAAGGUCAAACUGGCGCUAAUCAGAAUUGGCACCCGAGGGAGCCCACUAGCACUUGCUCAGGCUCAUGAGACAAGAGACAAACUCAUGGCAUCGCAUCCAGACCUAGCUGAAGAGGGGGCAAUUCAGAUUGUAAUUAUAAAAACUACUGGCGAUAAAAUACUGAGCCAACCCCUUGCGGACAUUGGUGGGAAGGGCUUGUUCACCAAGGAAAUAGACGAGGCACUAAUCAAUGGUGAAAUUGACAUUGCUGUCCACUCAAUGAAGGAUGUCCCUACCUACUUACCUGAGAAGACAAUUCUUCCAUGCAACCUUCCGCGAGAGGAUGUCCGAGAUGCAUUUAUAUCCUUAACUGCAUCUUCUCUGGCAGAUCUGCCAGCUGGGAGCACUAUUGGUACUGCUUCCCUUAGAAGAAAGUCACAGAUACUCAAUAGAUAUCCAUCGCUCAAUGUGCUAGAGAAUUUUCGUGGUAAUGUCCAGACACGGCUUAAAAAACUCAAUGAAAAGGUAGUCCAAGCAACCUUAUUGGCCUUAGCUGGACUCAAACGCUUAGAUAUGACGGAAAAUGUGACUUCAAUUCUUUCACUAGAUGAAAUGCUUCCAGCAGUUGCACAAGGGGCAAUUGGAAUUGCCUGCCGAAGCAAUGAUGAUAAAAUGGCUAAUUACAUAGCCUCAUUGAAUCACGAGGAAACAAGGCUAGCAGUUGCAUGUGAGAGGGCGUUUCUUCUGACCCUGGAUGGGUCUUGCCGAACUCCUAUUGCUGGAUAUGCUAGCAGAGAUGAGGAUGGUUAUUGCAUAUUCAAAGGGUUGGUGGCUUCCCCUGAUGGAACCCGUGUACUGGAAACUUCAAGGAAAGGCACAUAUGCUUUUCAAGAUAUGAUCAACAUGGGUAAGGAUGCAGGCCAGGAACUUCUUUCACGAGCAGGUCCUGGUUUUUUUGAUAGUUAAAAGUGAGACGUAAUAAUAGAGAGAAAGCAGCGGAAGUCAAUGCCUCACUCUCGUAUGCAAGUUUUUGUGAUUGCAACCAACGAGUUCAUUUAUCAUCCUUUGGGCCAUCUGUUGUGUUAUUAGUAUUUUAUCUUUUGUUGCUAGAGUGUGUGUUGGUACAAUUUGAAGAAGGAUGAUUGUUUCAUUGAUUGUAUAUUAGAAUUUAGAAGAGAAAUCAGUGACACGAUAGGCUUAGCUUAUUUGUUGUUGUCUGAGAUUAUUUCAUAAUAGCCAAAAUUUUGUGACA